AUGGCCACAACUGAACCCAUCAACACUAUGGGCUAUUCGACUGACCGACCGGCCAUGACAGAAAAAGGCGAGACUGUGCGCCAUCUGGUCCAGGCUGAUCUCCUAGAUGAACGCUACGAAACCACGAAACGAGGACUGAAGAGCCGUCACGUCCAACUCAUGGCCUUGGGUGGCACUAUCGGAACCGGAUUGUUCGUAUCGUCUGGUCAGUCCCUGGCCACCGGUGGCCCUGCUUCAUUGCUCCUCGGGUAUAUUUUCAUCUCAGCAGUUGUGUACGGCCUGGUGACUGCGAUCGCUGAGAUCGGGGCAUACCUACCUGUUCAUGGUGGUACUAUGAGUUACCACGGAUUUAGAUAUGUGUCACGAAGUCUGGGAUUCGCCAUGGGAUAUUUAUACUGGUAUUCGCUAGGGAUCUUGGUUCCAUAUGAGAUCACUGCAGCGGGUCUCGUGAUUGGAUACUGGGACCCCAAUGGGACGAUAAAUAUCGCCGUGUGGAUUUCUAUCAUGAUGGUCGUGAUAAUUGCCUUGAACUUCCUACCCGUGCGCUUUUACGGCGAAUCGGAAUUUUGGUUCUCGGGAAUCAAGAUUAUCACCUUGAUUGGUCUUCUUAUAGUAUCUUUUAUUCUUUUCUGGGGCGGCGGACCCAAUCGUCAGUUGUUGGGGUUCCAUUAUUGGAAGCAUCCAGGUUCCUUUAAUCAAUACCUUGUGCAAGGAGAUGCCGGGCGUUUCGUGGGCUUGUUAAAAUGCACCGUUUCCAGUGCAAUCGCUUUCAUCUUCGCACCAGAAUUGAUUAUCAUCAGUGGUGGAGAAAUGGAGUCGCCUCGGCGUAAUGUGCCUCGAGCUGCUCGUCGCUACAUAUAUCGAUUGGUGUUUUUCUACAUCUUUGGUGUUUUGGCUAUUGGUGUAAUCUGCCCUUCCAACGCUUCACAACUCACACAAGGAGAUGGGACGGUCAAGUCAUCGCCCUUUGUGGUCGGAAUACAGAAUGCUGGCAUCCCAGUCCUUGAUCAUAUCGUCAAUGCCGCAGUGUUGACAUCGGCCUGGUCCGCAGGCAACUCGUUCUUAUACAUGUCAUCCAGGUCCCUGUACUCAUUGGCGAUGUCUGGCAACGCGCCUAGUAUAUUCAAGUCCUGCAACCGAUGGGGUGUCCCAUACUACGCCGUCGGUGUAUCGGCCUGCUUUUCAGCAUUGGCCUAUCUAACCGUCGGCACGUCAGGCUCCAUCGUCUUCAACUGGUUUGUGAACUUCACUAAUACGUCUGGUUUCAUCUCGUGGAUCUGUUGCUGCAUCGUAUACUUUCGGUUUCGUAGGGCCGUGUCAGCACAAGGCAUCGAACAGCCAUACAGAUCGCGGUUCCAACCAUAUGGAGCUUAUUUUGGCAUGGCUGGAUCGACACUCAUGUUAUUCAUCAACGGAUUCACUGUGUUCUUCCCCUCGGAAUGGUCUGUAAGUAAUUUUUUCACCGCGUAUGUCGGAAUUCCUGCGUUUUUGGUGCUAUACUUUGGCCACCGCAUUCUAUUCUGGAAUGAUCCGUGGUCCUGGCGCCCUGAAGAAGUAGACAUGCAUACGGGUCUGCAAGAGAUCAUUGAUGCCGAGAUUCCUCCUGGGCCACCGGGGCCAUGGUGGAAAAUGUGGUAA
Penicillium pulvis is the source of this 1638-nucleotide messenger RNA. RefSeq names its product proline permease PrnB. The record is from RefSeq and is a predicted model, not a curated record. Gene Ontology annotation, cellular component: membrane. Gene Ontology annotation, biological process: amino acid transmembrane transport. The transcript is spliced from 4 exons. The coding region runs from base 1 to 1638 and encodes 545 amino acids. Gene Ontology annotation, molecular function: amino acid transmembrane transporter activity. Lineage: Eukaryota; Fungi; Ascomycota; Eurotiomycetes; Eurotiales; Aspergillaceae.